ACUUAAACUAUCUUCAUUUUGUCUGUCUUCUAAAGUCAACUAUUUCAUUAUGUUGGUUCUUCUGGUGGCCGUGGCGCUGAUUGGAGCCAAUGCCUCGCCCGUGGAGAGAAAAUUAGAGAAUCUUGGCGAUAGCCCUCUGUUCCAUUCUCGUCUCUUUGAAGGUGACAUUGCAGGAGUGGGUCCUAACAGAGACAGGAAUGGCAUUGUUGAUGAGAAACUUCUCUGGCCUGGUGGAAUAGUAUAUUAUGAACUAGGAAGCUCUGUCGGUAAGACAAUCUUUUUUAUCUCCUACAGAUGCUGGUCAAUGGUUGGUCGUCAGGGUGGGAAGCAGGAGUUGUCCCUUGGAAGCGGCUGUCACUGGAGAGGCCUGGUAAUACACGAGCUGGGUCAUGCUGUUGGGUUCUGGCAUGAGCAGAACAGAGCUGAUAGGGACGAAUAUAUUGAAAUAUUUUGGGAUAAUAUUUGGCCAGGUAUGGAGUACAACUUCGACAAAAUGUUACCUUGGGAGAACAACUACUUAGGGGAAAAUUUUGACUACGAGUCAGUCAUGUUGUAUGGUGAAAUGGCAUUCUCCAAAGACGGAGAAUCUCCAACCGUUAGGCCUAAGGAACCAAACGUUGUUAUUGGACCUGUGUGGAAGAAGACAAAAUUUAGUGAAAGCGAUGUCAGGAGGGUAAACAGGCUUUAUGAAUGUUUUGGAGAGACCAGACCUCCUCCUCCCACCGUACCUGACUUUGAGUGUGACUUUGAGGAAAAUGACUGUGGCAUUGUUAACCAAGAGGGUAUGAGUUCAAAUUUUGAACGCUCGUAUGGAACCUUAGGAGGUAGAACAGGUUAUUCACUGAAAAUUGAGAUAAAGGCAGAUGGAGGUUAUGGCGGUGGCCGUCUUAUAACACCAUACUUUAAAAUGUAUGGAGGACGAAAAGGAUGUCUUUCGAUGGACUUGUUCAUGAAGGGAGGAGGAGCCGAUAAGUACACCAUCUUGCGACAGAAUGGAGAAACGAAAGAAAUAUACCUACAAGAAGAGCCAUCAAACGACAACUGGUGGGAAGUGAUUAAUCUCACUUUGGAUAUAGACGGUGAUCUACGGUUUUUCCUGGAAGGCUUGAUGAACGGACACAAUGGAGACGGAGUAAUUGCUAUUGAUAAUGUAAGGUUCCAAAGAAGAGCAUGCUAAAGUUCUGGAAGGUUCUGCUUCUGUGUUUUAGAUGGAAUAAGUGAUUAUGUAUCAGAUGAAUAAACUAAAUGAUUUUAUAUGGUCAA
Limulus polyphemus (Atlantic horseshoe crab) is the source of this 1263-nucleotide messenger RNA. Its product is annotated as astacin-like. The transcript is spliced from 9 exons. Lineage: Eukaryota; Metazoa; Arthropoda; Merostomata; Xiphosura; Limulidae. Gene Ontology annotation, biological process: proteolysis. The record is from RefSeq and is a predicted model, not a curated record. The coding region runs from base 50 to 1177 and encodes 375 amino acids. Gene Ontology annotation, molecular function: metalloendopeptidase activity; zinc ion binding. Gene Ontology annotation, cellular component: membrane.